UUCAGUCAUCCUGCUGUGGGAGCAGCUCGACCUGAAGCUGCAGGAGCGACAGGCGCGUCCUAGCGGCAUCUGCAGUGUGAGGAGCGAGCUCUUCCAGGAGUGUUUCGACGAGCUCAUACGACAGGUUACGAUGGACUGCGCUGAGCGUGGACUGAUGCUGGCACGAGUUCGGGAUGAGGCGCUCAUGACGCUCACUGCGUUCCAGGCGCUCUUCGAGAGCGCGUCAGACUUUGGCGCGUGUAAAGCUCUGCAGGCUGAAAGCGGCGCCAGCGAGGCGGAGGCUGAAGUGAGGCAGCUGGACGAGGCGGUAGAGGCUUUAGAGGCCGAGGUGAGGCGGCUGGAGGCCUGGAAGAGGCAGGCUCAGAGGCGUGAGGCAGAGAGAAAGCAAGUGCAAGCAGCACUUUUUGCUGAGCAGCUCGAAGCUCUCCAGAGAUCUGAGAAGCAGUACCAGCUUCUCAUCGAGACGCUCCUGGCAAGCAAAAACGCAGCUCAGACAUAAAUGAAAAAUAAGGAAUGAACGGUAGCGAGAGAUCUCAUAGCUACGCAAUGUUUCCAUACACAAUUUGAGAAGAGGUUUUUUAAAUUAUGACGAGUUUAGAUAGAGUUAGACUAG
This is a messenger RNA of Hyalella azteca, 613 nucleotides long. Its product is annotated as axonemal dynein light intermediate polypeptide 1. Gene Ontology annotation, cellular component: axoneme. NCBI's taxonomy places the organism in Eukaryota, Metazoa, Arthropoda, Malacostraca, Amphipoda, Hyalellidae. The record is from RefSeq and is a predicted model, not a curated record. Gene Ontology annotation, molecular function: dynein heavy chain binding.